This is a messenger RNA of Pipistrellus kuhlii (Kuhl's pipistrelle), 3673 nucleotides long. RefSeq names its product transmembrane protein 170A (gene TMEM170A). Gene Ontology annotation, biological process: endoplasmic reticulum tubular network organization. The coding region runs from base 170 to 679 and encodes 169 amino acids. The record is from RefSeq and is a predicted model, not a curated record. NCBI's taxonomy places the organism in Eukaryota, Metazoa, Chordata, Mammalia, Chiroptera, Vespertilionidae. Gene Ontology annotation, cellular component: endoplasmic reticulum membrane. The transcript has 4 exons.
GAGUAGGAGGAAGAGGGCCCCGGCCGAAGGUGACGCCGAGGCGGCGGCGGCAGCAGCGGCGGCGGGCGGAACGGAGAGCUGAACCGACUGUCAGAGCGAGCGAACGAGCCACCGCGGCGGCGACCCUGCGGACGCUCUGCCCCGUCCCUCUGCGGUGAAUGGCGGCGGGAUGGAGCCCGAGGGGAGCGGCGGCAGCAGCGAGGGCUCGGCGGGGCUCCUGCAGCAGAUCCUCAGCCUGAGGCUCGUCCCGCGGGUGGGCAACGGGACGCUGUGCCCCAACGCCACCUCCCUCUGCUCCUUCCCAGCCACUGCCCGGCGCCAUUCAGUGGACACCGGGGACUUGCCGUGUAUUACCUUUCCAGGGUCUUCGCGGACAGAGAUGUGGUACGGUGUGUUCCUCUGGGCACUGGUGUCUUCUCUCUUCUUUCACGUCCCCGCUGGACUGCUGGCCCUCUUCACCCUCAGACAUCACAAAUAUGGUAGGUUCAUGUCUGUAGGCAUCCUGUUGAUGGGCAUCGUGGGACCAAUUACUGCUGGAAUCUUGACAAGUGCCGCAAUCGCUGGAGUUUACCGAGCAGCAGGAAAAGAUAUGAUACCAUUCGAAGCCCUCACCUUGGGCACUGGACAGACGUUUUGUGUAGUGGUGGUCUCUUUUUUACGGAUUUUAGCUACUCUGUAGCAUACACCCUUAUACUAUGACAUCGAACCUAAGUUUUAAAGAAUCCUCAGAAAGAACAAAAUAUGGAAAAAACACUAUUUUCUUAGUUCUAUAAAUGGAAGCAACUUGGAUGAAAAAGAAUGUGAAGAAUAGCUUCUCAGCAUUUACUUUCAUUUGAAGCUCCAAGGAAUUGAAGCUCUUUUUGGACUAUUGUGCUCAACCACAACAAAUCAAGUUUUAUUUUGUUUUGAUAUUUAACAUAAGUAGUUUUACAGGUACACCUUUACCCAAAGCCAUGGCAACGGUGCUUCUGGGUUUGCCCUCAUACUGAAAUGUACAAUAUUCUGCGAGAAAAUGCAGUGUUGCAUUUUUUAGAAAAAUACUGGUUUAUUUCUGAGCAGAGCAUAAUGUACUAAAAAUCUUAUUUGAUCUAAUCAUGAUUAAUAUUUGGCAAGCUCUUUUUCUGUUACAUCUUCAUGAUAGUAAGUGCCAAAUAGGUUUUGGUUGAGUAUAGCUUUGAACAAAAUUGGGAAAUAAAACGGGAAAAAUAUCUAGAAUACAAACAGUGACUUUGAUUCCACUCUUUUUAAAUAAAGGAGAUAACUACUGAAUGAUGUGACAUUUUAUGGAUAACAAUCUUGACCUCUGAUUAUUUAAUAUAUCUUAAAAGAUGUGAAUUUGUUUUAUACACUUUAUCAAAAUAAACUAAUUGAGACUUUUUUCAGAAUUCCAGUACCACCUUUUCCUAUCACUUUUAUUCUAUUAGUUUUAUUUGGUUUAAUUAGAAACAUACUCUGUUAAAUUAAAGUUGAAAAUUCUAAGCCAAAUGAGUUAGGAUACUCUUGACAUUAAGGCACAUUAAAAAAAAAAAAAGAUACUAUAAACAUCCUGUUAUAGUUUUUAUUGACUGCUUAUUAUUGGCUCUUGAAAAAUUAUAGAAGUACAGCUUAAACUAGCAUUAGGGUUAUUGAUUUCUCUUAUUAGCUACUUAGUCUUCUUAAAUCCUUAGUGCUGAAUCUUCAGCCCAUUUUUACAGUAUUGUGUGUCACUCCCAGAAAGUGCCUAAAGUUUAAUUUUCAGAUAUAUCUUUUACUUUGCCCUUUACAUUUUUCCUUUUGGAGAAUUUAUGUCCUUUAAGAGAAUUAAAUAUUGAGUUUUUUGAAAUCCAAUUUUAGCUAUUUAAAAUUUCUGCUACUGCCUAACUUUCUUCUUCAUUAAAAGGCCUGAAAACUGUGACCUUCAAAACAGAAAGGAUUGCAAAUUAGUGUCUAACUUGAUCCUGACCAUUGAAACUGUUUUGUAUAGAAUACAAUCAAUGUUGUUACCUGUUUUCAAAAUAGCUUCUGAUAAUUAAGUCUGACGUUUCUAAUGGAAAGUUUUCAUUGUGAGAGUAACGCUGACAGCCCAUGAGGUCAUGUAUACACGACUGUGUCUGUUCUGCUUAAAGACUGGCUUUUAAAUAAAAAUAGCUGGGAGGACCAAUUUACUAGGGAUAGUCAAAGAUAAAAACUACAAGGGGGUCACGGAAAUUAACUGGACAUUUUCUUUUAACUAAUAGGUUAUUAGACCACUUUUCAAAAUUAUGGUGACAUACUCAGACUAGAUGGGAAAUUACAGGUAAAGUUGGAAUGAAGAUUACUCUCCAAUGCUCAAAUCCUUUCAAGCAAAUUUUAACGUUUAAAGUAGUCUUUAAUUAAAGAUUGUUUUUCAGUUGAAGGAGCUGUGAUUUUGAAAAGUAGCCGUUCAGUAUCAGAAAUUUGGGAUGUUGUAUUGAAUAGCUUUUAUUGUAAGAAGUGAUUUUAAUCAUGUCUAUCAAAGUGUGGUGUUCACACACCAUUCUUUUGGGUAGAAUUUCACAAAUUAAACAACUGGGCCAGUGGUUGGUGGGCCUCACUCGCAGAAUACUAACUUUUGAACAUAUGGACCUAUGAUUUAAAUUUGGUUAUUUUUCUUUUAGAGCCAAGACACAAAAAUUAAUGCAUUUUGAAAGGUAUCUUCUGUUUCCACUUCUUUCAUGUUUUCAUAUAUUUUGAUUAUUCACUCUUCUUAAAAACUUCAAAUAGAAAAUAUAUCUUUAAAUUGAAUGUUUCUUCUAUCCCAGUAUGUGAACAUUCUUCUGUGAAUAUGUGUAUAUAUAUUUAAUGUAAAUUGAGCUUUGUAGCUUAAAAUGUUUUCAGAACAAAACUGUUUUGUGUGUUUAAGUUUCUCACCUCAAAUACACAAUUAUUUGGGAGUAGCUGCUCAGAAGAAAAAAUAUUGGCAUUUGUGUUGAACAUUUUAUUAUCUAUAGUUUUUUAAGAAUUUUUACCAACUGGCUUUCUUAAGAGACACAUACAACCAUUCCAUCCCCCAGCUGUGCAUACACUUUUCCUUUUUUUUUUUUUUUUAAUGUGGGGGAGGGCGACUACCCCCAACCAUAAAAACUGAUUUCUGGAUUCUUUAAAAUGGGUGUUUGGGGGUAAAGGCAUUUCCUGAAAAUUUAAGUCCACAUUUAAAUGUGUAAUGAAUAUUCCAAGAGAAACGUGAGUCUGGGCUAUUAACUUUUUUUUGGCAGCAAAACAUUACUCCCUAGGAAAUUUCCAAACUAGUGAGAAAAAGUUCAUGCAAAUAAUUACCUUUAAACCCUUCCUUAUGUUGUUUAAGUUUUUAAAUUGUAUGUUGGCUUUUGAUUCCAAUGCCCUUUCUGACUGCUCUGGUUUGAAUUGAGUUCUUAUUACAACUGCAAUGCAUAUAACCUUCCUUCCCUAAGAAACCAUUUCCUGGAAUGUGAAGCCCUGGUGCCAUUAGCUGUUUAUACGCAGAACGUCUUAUGUGCCUGCAUUUCUUGUUGUGCACUCUGUUGGCUGGUUGUGACUAAAAUCAGCGUAAUUUUUUGUAUUAAUUAUUUCACUAACUGAAACAGUCAAAAUGAUCAAAUCUUUGUACGAUGAAAAAUUAUUUAAAUUGUAUUUUUCUACUGAUUUCUAAUUCUGAUAUAAAUGUUUAUCAAUAAAGAAUUACUUUCAAUUCUGUGAA